This is a messenger RNA of Penicillium verrucosum, 504 nucleotides long. RefSeq lists its product as uncharacterized. The transcript has a single exon. Bases 1 to 504 code for a protein of 167 amino acids. NCBI's taxonomy places the organism in Eukaryota, Fungi, Ascomycota, Eurotiomycetes, Eurotiales, Aspergillaceae. The record is from RefSeq and is a predicted model, not a curated record.
AUGACCUCUCUUUGGCAUCGUAGAGCAGUCAUUCGCGGGAUCCGUGACUCACUCCAAUUUGCAACAAGCCCAGCAAUCAUUGAGCUAUGCUCCGGCGACGAUAGCCAGGCUCAUCAGUUUUCUCGCGCCCGCAAUGCUCGCCUGAUAAUGAGUAGCAUCAUCCCCGAUAUGCAAGAUCCUGCCACUGAACCAUACUGCAUUUGGUAUCCAGAACCUGCAUCGGAAGAAACCUACCGCGAGCUUGCCCGUCGAUAUCCAUCGAUGCGCUAUCAAGUCGGCCGCGCAUGUGCUGCUGCUUGGUAUACGGAUCUUUACAAAGAAUUGGAUCUUCUGCCAGACGCAUCUAUUGCCGAAGAAGCCCGCAAUGCUGCCAGAGACGCCGGCAUCUACAAAAUCAUCAUGUCGGCCCCUCAAAGAUGGGCUGUUAUGGAUGAUUUCACUCGAUCGGUUAAUCUUGAAAAUCCACAGGCACCCGCGUUUCUAAACGGCAAUAUGAAGCCCUGA